Messenger RNA from Helobdella robusta, 2010 nucleotides. RefSeq lists its product as hypothetical. Gene Ontology annotation, biological process: positive regulation of transcription by RNA polymerase II. Bases 1 to 2010 code for a protein of 669 amino acids. Gene Ontology annotation, cellular component: nucleus. Lineage: Eukaryota; Metazoa; Annelida; Clitellata; Rhynchobdellida; Glossiphoniidae. The transcript has 7 exons. Gene Ontology annotation, molecular function: transcription factor binding; nucleic acid binding. The record is from RefSeq and is a predicted model, not a curated record.
AUGGAUUGCUCUGAUAAAGUUAUUGUGGCCAGUGAUUUAGGAAACUUGCUGUCCAUGUUUGAGCAAGUUGGACCUCUAAUUGAAUCAGUGAACAGUUCAUCAAGUCAUGUUUUCAUUGACAACAAAAACAUCGACAUCACAUCAAGCAAUGACAACAACAUCACAUCAAUAGCUGAUGCUGUCGCACUACCUGCUGACAUUAACAUCGCAUCACCACCAAACGACAGUUUGUUACAUAGCAUCACAUCAUUUGAUACUACUUCCAAUUUUAAUGUAGUAGCUAAUUACAAUGAUGAGGUCGCCAUAUUUCAACAUGAUCUUGCUUAUGAUGAUGUCUGUGUAGAUGAGUGUGUUAUUUAUGAUUUUGAGACUGAAACUGGCGGUGAUUUUUCUAGACUGGAUGCAAGUUUACAACCAGAAAACACUGUUAAUGAUGAUCAAAGUUGUUUAAAUGACUCAUUCGAUGAAAUUUAUCUUUUGAAUUGCAAGAAUUCAUCCCAUGUAGAUGACAUCAACGCUGAUAAUCAUAUCAAUAAUGAGAGGGUUGUGAUCGCUUGUGAUGUGACUGACAUCACAGAAGCUGCUGACAUAAACAGUCGACAUCAUUCUAACUCACGGCAUCGACAUUUCGAAGGAAGUUUCAUGAAUAGUGAUGAAGACGAUGAUGAUGAUUUGUUGCCUUGUCACGCUCGACAUCAACAACAACUGCAACAAAACCAACGAUCUCAACAAGAUGUGAUGAAACUACAACAAGAUCCAACGCAAGAACAACAUCUAGCACCAUCACAACCACAAAUGCAGACGAUGGCGCCACUUUCACCGCAGUCCUGCAACUUCGGACGUGGAAUUGAAUCGGCCAUUCGUCUGAAGAAGGGUGGAAGAUUUCAAGGCCGAGGUCGUAGCUGCUGUCUGAACAACAAUAAUGACGCCAUUAUCGACAACAACAACAUCAACAACAACCACAACAACAACAACAAUGAUGACGCCACCAAGCCUACCGUCAACAACCACAACAACUUCACAGAUAAAAGCUCAAUCAGGCGGCAGCAGUACAACACCUUACGACGCAAGUGCAGCAGCAGCAAUAGCAGCAACAACAACAACGUCACCAGACGACAAAACUACCAGAAGAAAUCUGAACAAGAGCCAGUAAACGUCAACAUACAUCAAAACUACUACUACAACAAUAUAUUCGAAGACGACGCUGAAGAUGGCUCCCAAAAAUACAUCGAUAAGAUACCAACCUACUACACCGCACUGUCAAGACCUACCAGAGGGAUCGUCAGGAACAUCAGGAUCAACAUCUCCGACCUGGAUUUUCCGGAAGAUGAUGAUGGGAGCAGUUUAAUGUGUGUCGAUGAUAACAUCCUGUUAGAUAAGAUACCUGCCUACCACAGUUGCUUCACAAACAGCACGAAAUACGACGUGAAUGACCUCAGCGUCAACAAUAACAACAAUUACAUCAACAACAACAACAACAAUUACAUCAUCAACAACAACAACAAUUACAUCAACAACAACAACAAUUACAUCAACAACAACAACAAUUACAUCAACAACAAUAGAUGCAUUUAUAGCAACAGUUAUGGCAACCAUGACUUCACAUUCACCUCAGGUCCUGAUUAUGACUCAUACAACAACGACAACAACAACAAUAGUUAUAACGAUAUCACCUGCAAUGACUGUGACGAGUCUAGUAAUAAUAAUAAUAACAACAACAACAACAAAAUGGAUAGAAAGAUAGUGCAUAUAGGCAGGAUACCACGAAGCUGGAGUACUGAUAAGUUGAAGAAAAUGUUUGAGGAGUAUGGGCCUAUCGUUGAAUAUGGCCACAAGUUACCUGGAUGUGAACGCCUGGAUAUAUGCCUUGGAGGAAGGAGGAAGUUUUGUAGGCAGGAUUAUACGGAUUUAGAUGGAAACAUGCAAGUGAAGGAGGAGUUCGUGCCCGGAGUUCUCAAGUCGGAAAAGAGCUUUGAAGAACUUCUAAGAGAGGCCACGAAGAAUAGAUAA